AUGAGUGAGAGGGGGCUCGAGGACGACAUCGAGGAAAUCACGGUGAGAAUCGGGGCCCUUGAGGUUGCCAUUCGAGGAGACCUUGCGGCUUAUCCUCUUCCAGAACUCAGUGAUUUAGUGCGCCAGCUUCGUGCAAGGUGUAUCGACGAGCCGUUUUCGGCCCCGGACAUAUCUUCUACGACGACACAAUCAGCCACUCCUUCGCCACUCGAGCUGAAGGUGAGGCGUAUCUUCGAGGAGCCGGACGACAAUGGGCAGCUGCAGCCAGACCGCCCGUUACCGACGCUGCACUUGAUCUUGAGCUCCGAUGGCGACGACGAGCAAGCUCGCUUGGCAAGAGCAGCCUUGGUGAAGAUUCGGCCCGGAGGGUUCUUAGUGAUCCUCCCCGUAGACGAGCGCAUCACCGAGGUCCUGCUCAACAUUGUCUCCGAGGAAGGCGACCCAGUGGUCUUGGACUCCGAAGCCCAAGUCGAGAUGGAGACCAUUCGUGGCCGCAGCUUGGGGACAAUGACCGUUGUGAUGGCCGAUAUUCCUUGGGAAGGGGUCGGGGCCUUCACCGCAGUUCAUCCCGCAAGAGGUGCUCUAGCUCGCGAAGUGCGAGUGCUCCCCUUCAACGUCGGUUCUACUUCCGGGAGGCCUCGUACCGCCAGUGCUUUGUCCGCGGCGGCGACUUGGAUUCGGAACAUCAUGGACGCCGAGACCGCUGCCGAGUACCUGACCGCGGAGGAGUUCGCCGGAGAGGAGGCCGUCGUCGACGAGGAGGCGCCCGAGCUGGAGCCAGUCCAGGCAAGCGUGACAGAGCAGCUGCUAACUCGGCUGCAACAGUUGGAGUCAAGAGUGGGAACGGGAGUCGCGCCUACUCCUGCCCCGGGUUUGGGGGGUCCCGGCUUGCUACGUGCCCCUCCUGCCGGGGGGUUGGAUGCCGACGGGCUUGCUCGACUUCGUUCCUUGGCAGGCCCUGCGCCCAAGCGCGUUCCCAAGGCAGCCGCUGCUCCUCCCGCGAUGCGCGCUGGAGACACCAUCCAUCGCGAGACCGAGCUCGAGGUUCUGCCGGCAGCCGAGGCAGAGGACCCAUUCGCGGAAGCUACCUCGGAGAAUCCGUUACAUCAGAUUUUAGCCGCGCAGCUCGAGCAGACAAAAUUGAUGAUGGAACGGCUUGCUCCUCAGCGGAGCUUGGACUCAGUGGCUGCCGCCCUCGGAAGCGGCUCGGCCAGCGGAAGCGGCGAGAACUCAGGCGUCCGGGGCUGCAUGGCUCGCGAUGCGUUCUUGCGUCAGGUGCAGGAUCUGGAGCGAGUCGCAGACAUUGCCCAGACGAACGCACUCAGGGAACUAGGGCUGGAUUCAGCGGAACCAAAUCUGCUGAAGCUGUUCGUCGAGCGUCGGAUGCCUCUAGCCAACCUAAAGACCCUAGGGUACAUAGCCAGCUUUGCCGCCGAGGGAUGGGAACUCGGGCACCGUCUGCAGAACAGGCAGCUCCAGGGAUUUGCAGCUCGUUUGGCCAUGCUCUGCGAGCAGGCUUCCCUCGACGGAGGGAGGCUACAGCUCGCCUGGCUGCUGGGCGGCUUUGCAGAGCCUCCUCCAGCGAUGUGGCUCAACACCCGCCGGAGCGGGGUCAAACCGUUCAGCAGUUUGGCGCACCCGUCGUGGAUUGCAGGCAAUAUCGCAUAUCUACGCGAUUUAGAUUAUUUGGAGACGAGGAUGUCCAAUCUGGGCAAGGAUGCACAGCGCCGGUCCUCGACCGAGGAGGCCGAUCCCGAAGCAGCCGAGGGUUGCCUUUACGACUGCAUCGAGAUAGGAGGUUCAGGGUCUUGGGCUCAGACUCUCGGCAGCUUCGGUCUAACCCUGCAUCCGCUUUCAUGUUCAAGCGAUGGAGCUUCGCUGCUGGCCGAUUUGUCCGGAAAAGCUGUUGCACGUGAUCUGAUCGGUCUGGCGGCUCGUCGAGUCGUACGAGAGUGGCAUGUCUCGUUGACUGGCUCCACCUACAGCCCCUUGAAGCGGCCUCGGCAGCGCACUGCCCUCAUGCCGGCUGGCGUGAGCGGCUGCGAAAAGGAAACAGCUGCUGACAACCGUUUGGCUCGGGUCGUGGUUCGGAUUUUGGCAACCGCGCUCAGCUGUGGGCAGUACGUGUCGGUGCAGCAACCUGCUGGCGGCUGCAACUGCGAACUCGCGGGCCAGCACUUCUGGGCUGCGGGAGUUCGCUUUGACGAGGUCCCGAGAUGGUUGCUGCAGCUCUUGGCCGGCGACUGGCGCUCAUUCGACUUAAUCGUCGAAGCUUCUUGCCUAAAGAAAAUCCCAGCUCGCUGGCUGAGAUUUUUGCUCCUGCUGGGUGGUGAUAUCGAGCGAAACCCUGGUCCUCGCAUCACUGCGAAGACCCCCAGAGGGCCCCUUGACCUUGAGCAAGGCUUCGUGCCCAGCACAGUGCAUAAGAUGCGCAAAGCUCUCGGAGCUCUGGAGCUCUGGCUACUCGAGGUUGCCCACCUGAGCCUGGAAGAAGCGUUAAGCACCAACGAAGGGGCUGAGCUUGCACUUAGAGGAUUUGGUCUUCACUUGUAUGCAGAGGGUCACCCAAGAUACUUGCUGGUGUAUGCGAUUACGGCCAUUCAGAACCGUUGCCCAUCUUACCGCAACCGCCUCAGCGCAGCUUGGCAGGUAGAUAAGAAGUGGCAGGACAUUGAGCCCGGAGAGUGCCGUCCGGUACUUCCCGCAGCGGCCGUCCGCGCGCUGCUGUGCGUCACAGCUCUGUGGGGCUGGUUGCGCUGGUCUGGUCUGGUGCUCGUUGGCUUCUUGGCGAUGCUGCACCCGACGGAGAUGGUGCAGCUCAUCCGCAAGGACUUGGUCUUCCCCUCCGAUGCCCUUGGACAUACUCGUGCCUUGUACGUUCAUUUACGUAAGCCUAAAACCCAAAGAUUCGCCCGACGUCAGCAUGGUAAAAUCGACGACCCAAUUGCGAUUCGCGUUUUGGAAGCCUUAUUUGGGAAGCUCGCUCCACAUGAGCGCCUCUUUGCGGGCUCGAUGCAUUCCUUUCGCAAGUUGUGGGAUGCUGGCCUUCAGUUUCUGGGCAUCCCCUGUCGGGCAAUCGUCAAGGGAGCGACCCCUGGAGUUCUUCGAGGCUCAGGAGCUACCUUCUUCUACCAGGCUACAGAAAACGUGCAGUGGCUGGCGUGGCGCGGUCGAUGGGCCCGCGUACGAACCUUGGAGUAUUAUCUGCAGGAGGUGGCUGCCCAGUUGCUCUUGACAGAAUUGGGCACACAAGCUCGCUACCGCAUAACUGCCUUUGAUGCCGCGUGUGAUGCGGUCCUUUGCUCGCUUUCCGGUGCUGCGCAGUAA
Messenger RNA from Symbiodinium sp. CCMP2456, 3327 nucleotides. The record is from the annotation of a GenBank genome assembly. NCBI's taxonomy places the organism in Eukaryota, Dinophyceae, Suessiales, Symbiodiniaceae.